AUGGCUGCCCCCAAAACCUACUUCGAAUCCACCACCUCGGCCUCCGCGUACAACAAUAGGAAGAACAAGGGCACGAUCGCUUCUUUGCAAGGAGAAAGUACGAGCAACUGGGGCACCGAGCAGCUAGAGGCGUGUAGGGUGAUUGUCGUCGAGAGUCAGGCCCGUGUUUUGCCGAGCCUCAAAACCGCACUCAACAACAACAAGAGCGAGCUAGACCUCUCCAAGUUUGCCUCACAGCUGAAGGAGCUUUGCGAAGACCAUGCAUGGAGCACUUGCAACAGGGAAUUUCCUACCGAAAUGGCUCAACGUAAGGCGUCGGCCAGGGAGAAUGAGUCUCAGAGGAACAGGCUUAAGUUGGAGAAGAAUGGCGUUGAGAAUGAGUCUCCUAGGACAAAACCCCUCGAAUCAGAGAAGAACAGCGCCAGCGCCAACGAAACAGCCUCACGCAAACCCUUCCAGCUCUGUAAAGGGCCUCUAACCCGUGCCACCGACGCCCCAGAGCCCCUACUCGAGCACCACCGCAUGUGGGACGACGACGACGACGGACGCUUCGCUCAAGUCUGGGCCGCCAUGGACCGUCUCCAAGCAUUUCCUACCGAAGAAUACAUGGCGUACAACACAGGAGACGACAAGGAAGAAUACACGGCAGACGAUACGGAAGAAGACGCGAAAGAAUACGUGGGAGAUGGCAUGGGAGACGACACAGGAGACGAGGUCAAUGGCGAGAACAUCCUUGAGGCCAUGGCCGAGAUGAACGCUAGCCGCCAUCAGGGCGGCAGUCUGGCCCAAGAGGGCCAUGAUGGGCCGGGCUACCAAGACGAUUCCUUUCGGAUGCCGCAGACACCCCGCCAGCCGGCCCGCAGUAGCUCUCGGAAACGCAAGCGUCCUUCUCCAAGAUUGCAUGCAACAAGAAGUACUACCGGCCAUGCUGCAACUCGCACCAUCCCCAACACUGCUCCCUCAGGGACCAUGCAAGUUGAGAACUCAAGCCCUCAGCCUGAACCCCCGUCGUCUCAGACCGACGUUUUCGUCCCAGACCAUGGGCCAUCGGCGAUGGUCGCUUAUUUUCCCGAGGACCUGACGGUCCUUUUCAUUUCAGCAUUCAUCCGGCAUACCCUGCCCUGGCUGCCCCCGCAAGCCAAGCCCACUCCAAACCCCGUCGUUGUCUUUGACGAUGCGCCGGCCUCUUAUUCCGUCGCACUUGGCGAUGUUUCAUUCAAGUCACGAGACGACGGAGGCUUGUCUGCCUACUACAACAGGCAACGCGUGGGCCGAGUUGCACUUCUUGAAGCCAAGAGGGUCGCCGACAGGCCGGUCGAGGGAAAGUUGCCCAUGUCCGACGCGCGGCUUGGACAGCUGGUUGGCGAGGCGCUUGCGGUAAGGCUUCAAGCAAAAGGUGUUUGGAUUGGACACCCGGAUCGGAUCAUAAUCAUCUCAGCUGCCCGUCUUUUUGCACGCUUUAUCGAGAUUUCUAUCACCAAUGACUAUCUUACGGAGCUGCGUGCCCAUACAACAGACGAGACGGCGCUUUUCGAGAAAUUCAUGGACAUCAGCUCCACGUGCUGGCUCGACCUCAAUGACGCUAGCGACCGCCGCUCGAUGGUUCAGAAUCUCGCGGGCCUCACAUUUUUGACUCGCGACACACUUGAUCCUUUGGCUCUCCCCUAG
This is a messenger RNA of Colletotrichum karsti, 1668 nucleotides long. RefSeq lists its product as uncharacterized. Lineage: Eukaryota; Fungi; Ascomycota; Sordariomycetes; Glomerellales; Glomerellaceae. The record is from RefSeq and is a predicted model, not a curated record. The coding region runs from base 1 to 1668 and encodes 555 amino acids. The transcript has 2 exons.